Messenger RNA from Aureobasidium subglaciale EXF-2481, 732 nucleotides. RefSeq lists its product as uncharacterized. The record is from RefSeq and is a predicted model, not a curated record. NCBI's taxonomy places the organism in Eukaryota, Fungi, Ascomycota, Dothideomycetes, Dothideales, Saccotheciaceae. Bases 1 to 732 code for a protein of 243 amino acids. The transcript has 2 exons.
AUGUCAGAGACUAGAACGAAACCACCGAGUCCAAGUCUAACCUACGACUUCAAGACCAUGACGAAUGGCUCCAGUACGCCAAGGACGAAUGCAAACACAGUGUACGACAUCAACGUCUCUGCCCCUAGCAUCAACAUCUCAAAUAUAGACGACCUAAACGGUGAUUACUACACCUUGUCAAAGACACCCAGUCCACCACCCCAACGACCCCUCCGUCAGAGAUUAGUAGGCACCUGGCGACUAGAAGCCUACGUCGCCUACCCAACCCCCUCCUGUCGUUUCCAACGCCCCACCUUCCCCAUGACGAAAAACGUCACGGGUCUAAUCAUGUACACGCCCGACGGCUACAUGAGCGCCCACAUGUUGAUACCAGGGCAAAUGUCGUUUAAACGCGGCGAAGGCGAGGAACCACAGUGGGCCGAAGCGGGCAAGCGAUCUUUUUCAUACGCUGGGCCCUACUACAUCAGCGAUGAAGGCUAUGGUAGGGAAGAAAUCUUGAGACAUACAUUUCAGGUUUGCAAUUUGCCAGGUUGGGUUGGCGAUAUUCAGGUUAGGACGUGGAAGUUUGAGGAGGAUGAUAAUGUGUUGGUGUUGGGUAGUGAGGAGCCUACGGAGAUUAGGGGUGAUCAGAGGAUCCCAGUUCUGAAGUGGCGAAGGGUUAUCGACAAUUCGAAUGGCAGCCCACCGGCACCGAUGCCGCACAUCAAGGUCAGCGGUCCAGGAGAGCCAUGA